Molecule: messenger RNA, 1143 nt
Organism: Suncus etruscus (white-toothed pygmy shrew)
Lineage: Eukaryota; Metazoa; Chordata; Mammalia; Eulipotyphla; Soricidae
Gene: SUGT1
Product: SGT1 homolog, MIS12 kinetochore complex assembly cochaperone
Exons: 13
Coding region: 105-1121 (338 amino acids)
Biological process (GO): protein stabilization
Molecular function (GO): protein-folding chaperone binding
Source: RefSeq, a predicted model, not a curated record
UCGGUGUUUCUCUAGAAGUUUCCCCCUAGGGCGGCCCCGGUGCUCAGCCGCAGCUACAGCAACUGCAGGUCCGGCUUGGGCACAGCUGGAAGGCAGGUCGAGGGAUGGCCAUGGCAGCUGCAGCAGGACCUGCCACAGCCCCCAGGCUCUUCCGAAGCUUCUCGGACGCGCGCAUCGACGAGGACCCGCAGGCGGCACUGGAGGAGCUGACUAAGGCUUUGGAACAGAAACCAGAUGAUGAUCAAUAUUAUUGUCAAAGAGCUUAUUGUUACAUUCUUCUUGGAAAAUACUGUGAUGCCAUUAUUGAUGCAAAAAAAUCUCUUGAACUUAAUCCAAAUAAUGCCUCUGCUCUGCUGAGAAAAGGGAUUUGUGAAUACCAUGAAAAAAACUAUGCUGCUGCUCUAGAAACUUUCUCAGAAGGACAAAAAUUAGAUAGUGCAGAUACUGAUUUUAUUGUUUGGAUUAAAAGGUGUCAGGAAGCUCAGAAUGGAUCACAAUCUGAGGUGUCUGCACCCCAGCAGACUCACCAGUCAAAAAUCAAGUAUGAUUGGUAUCAAACAGAUUCUCAAGUAAUCAUAACACUUAUGAUCAAGAAUGUUCAGAAGAAUGAUGUAAACGUGGAAUUUUCAGAAAGAGAGUUGUCUGCUUUGGUGAAGCUGCCUUCUGGAGAGGAUUACAAUUUGAAACUGACAUUACUUCAUCCUAUAGUUCCAGAACAUAGCACAUUUAGAGUACUUUCAACAAAGAUUGAAAUUAAAAUGAAAAAGCCAGAGGCUGUGAGAUGGGAAAAACUAGAGGGGCAAGGAGAAGUGCCUAAGCCGAAACAGUUCAUAGCAGAUGUAAAGAACCUAUAUCCAUCAUCAUCUCAUUAUACAAAAAAUUGGGAUAAAUUGGUUGGUGAGAUUAAAGAAGAAGAAAAAAAUGAGAAAUUGGAGGGGGAUGCUGCUCUAAACAAAUUAUUUCAGCAAAUCUAUUCAGAUGGUUCUGAUGAAGUGAAACGUGCCAUGAACAAAUCAUUUAUGGAGUCUGGUGGUACAGUUUUGAGUACCAACUGGUCUGAUGUAGGUAAAAGGAAAGUUGAAAUCAAUCCUCCUGAUGAUAUGGAAUGGAAAAAAUACUAAAUAAAUUAAUUUGAUAUCACUG